Molecule: messenger RNA, 1354 nt
Organism: Diachasmimorpha longicaudata
Lineage: Eukaryota; Metazoa; Arthropoda; Insecta; Hymenoptera; Braconidae
Product: phospholipase A1-like
Exons: 6
Coding region: 2-1213 (403 amino acids)
Biological process (GO): lipid catabolic process
Molecular function (GO): lipase activity
Source: RefSeq, a predicted model, not a curated record
AAUGCUAAAACUCGUGAUCAUUUUCGCGGUUCUGUUCACGCUGUCGGUGAUAACAGACUGCAGGACCGUCCAGCAUGACGGGGACCCUGUGCAGGAGGUCCUCCUUUCGGAGGACGCAACUCAGGGAAAGGAGGACGACGUGAAGUGCUUUGGCAUUGGCAGUCUUGUCGCUAAAAUUUUGCACUGGUUCUUCCACGACAAACCUGAACCUGCGGGGGACGAACGAGUAAAGUUUCUGGUGCACUCUCGAACGUCAGAGGUUCCCUAUCGAUUGUACGCCGAGGACGAUCAGUUUGAAAUAGCUCUGUCCAGUUUUCAGCCUGAAAAGGACACUGUCUUCAUUGUUCAUGGAUUUUGGGCCGGCGGAGAGGUGAACUGGGUCGAGGAGAUGGCGGAUGCAUAUCUUGCGUUUAAAGAUGUAAACGUCAUUGCUGUUGAUUGGAGUCGAUACUCGAAUAUUUUGAAUUACUACAAAGCUGUUGUUAACGCUAAGAACGCGGCCCGCGCAAUUGUGAAAUUUCUCCAGUUAACGGUGGCUUCCUACCCCAGGACCGACAAUUGGGGGGAAAUUCACCUGAUAGGACACAGUCUGGGGGCUCAUGUCAGUGGUAUGGCUGCUGCCGGUUUCAAAGACAUCGUCAGCAGAUGGAAAAUCGGGAGGAUCACUGGCUUGGACCCGGCACAACCUUGCUUCGCGGCCAGUGGCUUGUCAUUGAGAAAGACAGAUGCACCGUUUGUUGAUAUCAUCCACACGAAUGGAAUAUUACUAGCAGGCAUGGGCCUCGGACUCAGAAAUCCAAUAGGUCAUGUGGAUUUCUAUGCUAACGGCGGACAGCGUCAGCCGGGAUGCUGGAGGGAAAGAUCGAAAUGGGAAAUAGCUAGUGCAGAAAUCAUGGAAGCAGUUUGCAGUCACAAACGCUCCUACCACUACUUCACCGAGUCCCUGAAUCUCGCAGCGAAAAAUAUGAGUAAUAAAUUCUGGGGGCACAGGUGGGAUCAGUCGCCGAUGACUGCGUCACCACUUGUUGGAAAGGACUGCAGUGGUGACGACUGCGCGGAAAUGGGAAUAAAUGCUGAUAAAUAUGAUCGUAAUGGCACAUUUUUCGUGUCCACGGGGAAUAAUAUUCCCUAUUGUGUUGUCCCUGCCUCAGAUCGACUCGACAUUCUGGAUCAAUUGAGGAUGGAUGAGAAAGAAACGCUGGAAGCAUCAUGACAUAAUGCCCCAUAAUGUGUGAAGAAUUUGAAUGUGCAUAACUUUUAAGUCACGAAAUAUAAAACUAUAUUUUAAUGGGACGUUUUAUGUUCCAUUUUUUAUUCCUCAAAAUACCGCAUCCCCUUCCUAGGAGGAUCAUAA